CAUAUAAUGAUGAAAGCCCCGAUUACUGGUUCACUUGCAAAACUGAGCAAGUGUUGGAUAUUUAUCUUCCACUUAUUUGUUUACAAAUAUGGUGAAGGUGCUUAUAAUGUGGCCGUUAGUGUUGGAAAUUAUUUGAAGACUGACAAAAAGAACAAUACCAUACAUUUGCCUCGCUUACUCAAGGAGUAUGAUUUUAAUAACACUAGAAGCCUGUUGGAUCUUUACAAAGAUGAGGAUGAACAUAAUAUUAAUAGGUUUGAAUAUAUCACUACAUACAAAUUUACAGAUCUUGAUAUUGAAUUUAUGAAAGAUAAGAUUUUCCUCAUAGCUGUAUCUUUUGGGCCUCACAAGGCAGUGGAUUUAGAUAUAGUUAAUGAAAUUAAAUUAAGUCACGACUAUGGCGAAUUAUUCAAAGAUCCCGUCGGGUCCGACUUCACGAUCGAAUCUAGUGAUGGUGAGAAAUUUGAAGUGCACAAAAUCAUAUUGUCCGCGCACAGCACAGUGUUCAAAGCUAUGUUUAAAGAAGAAACCGCAGAGAGUCAGAACAGCUAUGUCAAACUAGUUGAUGUGAAGGGAGAAGAUCUCAAAUACAUGUUGGAAUACAUCUAUACGGGGACUAUAAAGGAUUUAGACAAUGUUGAUUUUGCGAAUGUGCUUAUUUUGGCGGACAUGUAUAAUUUAAAAGGUUUAUUCACAUUGUCCCAGAUAGCUCUAGAAAAGCAAUUAACACCAUCAAAUGUGAUGUACACAUUGAUAAUAGCAGAUAUGUAUGAUGCAGAAUAUUUAAAAAAUUCAACAAUGAAAUAUCUCAAGAAGAAUGCUAGUACAUUAGAUAAAAAAUGCUUUUUAGUGAAAUAAAUAAUGUUACUCUGAUGAGAGAACUGUUCAACUAUAUUACCUCGCCUUAAUCGUAUCGCAUCAAAUGUGCCUUCUAUGAGGUUGAAUUUGUGUCAUCCAAAGUAUUAAUUUUGUCUUUAUAGCCAAGUUGUGGCGCAGAUAGUUGUUGUAUGGUAUUAACAGGAAAUGUCCCGACUAUGUUUAUACCAUUGAAGCAGGCAUGCCGCGCAAUCGUGGCGCUCAGGCGGUUGUACCGCCUCUACGAUGCCCCACGCAACCAUACAUUCAAGCUUUAAAAGCAAUUCAAUUUAAAAUUAUGUUGACUUUUAUAAAUAUUUUGUUUCACCUAGUGAAUUAUUUGUAUUUUUUUAAUAUAAUAGGAUAAGUCAUAAAUAAAUAAAAUAUAUUUUUUGUUUAGGAAGGAAUAAUGUUUUAC
Messenger RNA from Manduca sexta (tobacco hornworm), 1273 nucleotides. Its product is annotated as TD and POZ domain-containing protein 4-like. The coding region runs from base 7 to 858 and encodes 283 amino acids. Gene Ontology annotation, biological process: regulation of proteolysis; proteasome-mediated ubiquitin-dependent protein catabolic process. NCBI's taxonomy places the organism in Eukaryota, Metazoa, Arthropoda, Insecta, Lepidoptera, Sphingidae. Gene Ontology annotation, cellular component: cytoplasm; nucleus. Gene Ontology annotation, molecular function: ubiquitin protein ligase binding. The transcript has a single exon. The record is from RefSeq and is a predicted model, not a curated record.